Messenger RNA from Eruca vesicaria subsp. sativa (arugula), 1501 nucleotides. The record is from the annotation of a GenBank genome assembly. Lineage: Eukaryota; Viridiplantae; Streptophyta; Magnoliopsida; Brassicales; Brassicaceae.
CUCACAUUCUAUAGCCCUACAAAGACCCAAACAUGCUAGCUUCGGCUCUACAAAGGCCCAAAAAUGAAACUCUGUCGUAUCACACAACCACACUCGAAAGUAGAAAGCCUUUUUUGAUCUUCUUCUUCUUCUUCUUCAAUCCCACUUUAGGGUUUCUAGGGUUUAUCAAUCUCGCUCCCCCACAUUUCAACAACCAUGGCGUCUCUAGGUAAGCUAAACCUCAAUCAACACCCAAUCCACCUCUCCCUCACGCAAUCCUCUCCGUCCUUCCUCAAAACUCCUUCGUCACUCUCCUUCAGAUCCUUCAAACGCGCCUCUUCCAUCAGAGCUUCUUCCUCAUCGAAACACCAAUCCAUUCAAUCACUACCUUCCCGUCUCCUCAAAUCCACAUGCAUCACCUUCACCGCAGCCUCCGCUCUCCUCCUCGCAAACCUCCACCUCAAAUCUCCACCAGCGAUCGCAUCCCCUCUAACACCACCCUCCGUUGAAUCAAUUAAACACCAAAACGACAACGUUUCGUUAGAAGAAGAGUCAUCAUCACUCGAAAACCAUUUAUCCUCCCACCCCGACGACGUAACCGCUCUACGCUCACUAAUGGAGGUAAAGAUCAAAUCCCGGAACCUUCUAGAAGCAAUAGAUCUCCUAAACCGUUUAAUAGCGUUAGAACCGGAUGAGAAAGAAUGGCCAAUCUUGAAAGCUAACAUCUUUAGCCACAACGGAGACUUGGAAUCAGCCAAGAAGGCCUUCGAAGAGAUCAUAUCCAAGGAGCCUCUCCGCGUGGAGGCUUACCACGGCCUCGCCAUGGCUUACUCCGAGUCAGGUGAUGAUUUGAACGUGAUUGAGGAGAGGAUUCAGGAGGCGAUGGUGAGGUGUAAGAAGGAGAGGAAGAAUGGGAAGGAUCUUAGGGAUUUUAAGCUGCUUGUUGCGCAGAUUAGGGUUCUUGAAGGGAAGCAUGAGGAGGCGUUGAAGGUUUAUCAGGAGCUGGUUAAGGAAGAGCCGAGGGAUUUCAGGCCGUAUCUUUGUCAGGGGAUUAUAUACACGCUGUUGAAGAAGGGAGGUGAGGCGGAGAAGCAGUUUGAGAAGUUUAGGAGGCUUGUUCCCAGGAAUCAUCCUUAUAGAGAGUAUUUUAUGGAUAAUAUGGUUGCUACUAAGCUCUUUGCGGAGAAGGCGCAAAGAGAGAUGGCUGGAACUAAGGGUUGAAUUGGGAUAAUGAUGAUGAUGCUUGGUAGUCUUGUAGUAAGUGUUUUGAACGUGGAUGUUGAUUGUGUGUUAAAGCAUGUGUUGAAUCUUGAAUCCAUGGGAGUUUAAAUCUUAUGCAGUGUGUUUUUGAAUGUGAUAAUGUUGCUGCUCUUUACUUUGUUGUGUCUGUUUGUUUGCUCAGGAGUCUAAAUGAUUUGGCACCUCUUUAAGAUGUUUAGGUCUAAGAAAGUGGUAGAAUCAUUAAUAUGUUAAUUUUGGACACAUGAAACUUUUAUGGUUUUCCUCCAAAAGGAAGUGUGAU